GUGCGCGGCGCAUGCGCGGUGCAUCUGUCAGUUGCGACGGCGCGCGCUGGCCGCCGCAUGCUGCCAGUGUUAUCUGCCGCUUUGAUUUCGAGUUUAGAAAAAAAAGAAAAUAACGCUGUUUAUGGUUAAUUGGUUUUUUCUUCAUUUGUUUCCCGUGGAUUGCGGUGAACGGCCGGAAGUGCUGUUUUGAUUCCCUCAUCACCCCCCAGCCAUGGACCGGCCCCGCAACCCUCGCGCCCGCCGACGUCUGUUCGACGCAGCAGAAGAAGGUGCAGACGACAAUACCGUCAACAUGAUCAGGGAAAUGAUAUUUGACACCCAGAAACAGCUGAUGGAGAAGUGGAACUUUGACCCGAUAAACGAAAGACCAUUAAUAGAAGAUGGACCUAUACGGUGGAGCAAAGGUGGUGAAGAUGAUAGAUACUGCUGGAUAGGGAGAGUGAAUGAAGAUGUACCUGAAGAAACUAAGGAUAAAGAUGAAGAAGUUGAUAUGAAAACCAUGAAGGAUUUGAACGAGGUUACACCGAAGGCGGUGAAAGAAGAUGAGGAUGCAAUGUUGAAGCUGAGAAAGAGAAGGAAGGAUGAAGAAAAAAGCUGUUCGGAUAAGGUCAAGAGAAGGAUAAGCUUUGAUUAGGUCCGGGAAAUGUGUGCAAUGGCUAUGAAUUAUUUUGACGAUCAAUCAAUUAAUCAUGUAAACACAAUAUGUUUUUUUAUCAUUGAUGAAAACCAAAUUAUUAAGUAUACUUAUUUAUUUGAAUCCAAUUUUGACAUACCUUGCCUAAAUUACAUGAUAAAGUUAGAGGCUGAAUAAAAUACCAAAUUCAGCGUUCGAUAAUACAUAUGUAUAUUGUAGGUACAUGGGCUAUUGUUACUAGCCAAGGUAUAAAACGCUUAUAAAGUGCCAGAGUAAGUAGGUAUUAUUCAUUUGUACAUAUUUUUUGUAUUUUUAGUAAUAAUAAUUUAAAUAAACACAUUUACUUUUUAUGGCAAUGAUGUA
This is a messenger RNA of Plutella xylostella (diamondback moth), 997 nucleotides long. RefSeq lists its product as uncharacterized. Gene Ontology annotation, cellular component: nucleus. Gene Ontology annotation, biological process: regulation of cell cycle. The record is from RefSeq and is a predicted model, not a curated record. Lineage: Eukaryota; Metazoa; Arthropoda; Insecta; Lepidoptera; Plutellidae. Gene Ontology annotation, molecular function: cyclin-dependent protein serine/threonine kinase inhibitor activity.